This is a messenger RNA of Wickerhamiella sorbophila, 1380 nucleotides long. Its product is annotated as putative N6-adenosine-methyltransferase MT-A70-like protein. The coding region runs from base 1 to 1380 and encodes 459 amino acids. NCBI's taxonomy places the organism in Eukaryota, Fungi, Ascomycota, Dipodascomycetes, Dipodascales, Trichomonascaceae. Gene Ontology annotation, cellular component: RNA N6-methyladenosine methyltransferase complex; nucleus. The record is from RefSeq and is a predicted model, not a curated record. Gene Ontology annotation, molecular function: nucleic acid binding; mRNA m(6)A methyltransferase activity. The transcript has a single exon.
AUGUCUCAGCUGCGAGAAAUUGCAUAUGACUGUGCAUUGUAUCUAGCAGAGCACCCCAAUGAACUACUUCACCAAUUACCCAUGACACUAUUCAAGGCUGCGGUCUAUCUCACUAACGCAGGUGUGGUCCAGUAUACCCAGCACGCCAUUGAAGGGAUCGAAUAUCUUUCGAGAGUGAUACCUCUUUCCGUUGCAAUUGAAAAAGAAGGGAAGAUGUUUUUUUUGAGUUUUUAUGAUCCGGUGGCUUUGAGGAAAUGGGUCAAUUCUUCAGUGCCCGUCACUGGGCUUGACAUGUCGCUCGCAUUAAAGCCAAGCAUUGGAAGCAACGAGAUAUUAGCAAAUGAGCAAGGAGCAGAGAAUAAUUCUGAUGGUCUGAGUCCGGUAGGGUCUUUGAUGCGAGAGCUCGAUCCGGAGAAGCACCCUAGCUUGGAGGGUCUUUCUAAAGAGCUCGCGUCCUUGAUUUUGGAACCUACUGCCAUGAACCGUCAGACUAUAAUGAAAGCACUUGAAGCGACUCCAAAUGGUGAGUUCACUUUAAUUUGCAAUAAGCCAUACUGCAGCCGAAUGAGCAGUGACUGUGCAACCAAAGUACACUUUGAACGAAUAAUCACCCCGUCAACAGAUAUCAAUUUGGGCGAUUGCUCCUAUCUCGAUACAUGCUACAAGGGGAAAAGCUGUAAAUACGUUCAUUACAAGGUCUUGCCGCCCUCCAAACCGACCUUGUACCGUACCCCGGAUUUCGGAAUGCGGACACCAGCUCAAACCAAACCCCAGCAUAUUCAGUGCGACAUUCGCAAGCUUGAUUUCUCGAAGCUGGGCAAUCAAUACGCAGUUAUUAUCGUGGAUCCACCUUGGGAUAUUCACAUGAAUAGCAACAGCACCAGCUCUGAAGUUUCUAUCAAUGAUAACGAAGUGUUGAGCUUAGAUGUGGGGAGGUUGCAGGACGAAGGUAUCAUAUUUUUAUGGGUCACAGGCCGUGUGUUGGAUCUGGGGAGGAAAUGCCUAUACCAAUGGGGAUAUAAACAUAUUGAAGAAAUUAUUUGGUGCAAAACAAAUCAACUUGGUCGAACUAUCUGUACCGGUCGAACGGGGCACUGGCUGAACCACAGCAAGGAGCAUUGCCUUGUAGGACUAAAGGGCGACCCCUCAUGGAUCAAUCGCCAAGUAGACACUGAUACCAUCGUUUCAACAACGCGCGGGAAAUCCCAAAAACCCCAAGAACUCUACGGAAUUAUCGACCGGAUGGUUGGGCCUAACUCCAAGAAAAUCGAAUUGUUUGGCCGUAAAAACAAUCUACGUCCAGGUUGGCUCACUGUCGGUAAAGAGCUGCCCGGAACAAACGUUUUCGAUCCUAGUCUUUCAGAAUUCGCCAAUACUUAA